GGCUCCUGCCCCCUUCAAAAUGUCAACUGUUUAUUUCUCUUCAUAGAUGCUGCUUGACUAGCUAAGUUAACUCAGCAUUUUGUGUUUUCUUCACUAUUUUCAGCAUCUGCAAUCUCUUGUGUCUAUGAAAGGCAAGUAAAUGGUUUCCCUUUGCAACUUGACACUUACAAUACCUGAGCUAAGAGUAAAUUUGUAGCUGACACGCAAAUUGCAAAUUACUUAUAUUUGGACAGUAAGGAGCAUAGUUUCAGGCACAGAAAGAUACUGAUCAACUCAGAAGUCAGGCCAAACAAUUUAACUCCAGUAAGUGCAAAGUGCUGCAUUUUGGGCAUGCAUAAUUAAUACCAGGACAGCAGGGAAGACUUAAGAAUUUUGCUGUACAAGUCAAAAGAUCCCUGAAGGUGGCAGCAUGGGUAGACAGGGUGAUAAAACAUAUCCUCAUUGGCCAGGGCAGAUGAUGUAUUAAGAGUAGAAAAGUUAUGACAGUUUGAUAAAACAUCAGUGAUGUUGUAAGUGUGCCAGUCUGGCUAUCACAGCAUACAGAGAAUGUGAUUGAUCUAGACAUUAACAUGUCCAUAGAAUUAGUGAAAUGGAAUUAGGUAAAAAAGCUCACUUUCAAUUUGGAAAUGAUUAAUGGAUGGAUGGCCUCCUUUUGCACCAGCAAUUUUAUGAUUAACUUCCUAAAUUUAUGUAACAGGCAAAUUAUUAUGGUAUAAACUCCACUAUCAGCAAUGCACAAGUUGACACUGUAGCUGACAAUUCCCUUCAUACAUAACCUAAACAUUCUAUCUCUGCAUUGUUGGUUUAUUACAGCAGCAAACCAUAUUGUCUGCUGUACCAUGAUGCACUGUAUGCAUCAGCAAAGCUUCUUUAGCAAAAAUCUCUUGGUUCUCAGUAUAAGAGCAAAUACAAUGAGUAUUGAAACACCACUAUAUCCGAUUACUUUCUGAGUGACUGGGUCACAGUUCAAGAAGAUAAUGAAAUAUUGUCCUUGCCACUCUCAAGAAUAAAAGUUCCAAACAGUUUUGUUAAAAAUAAGGUUUUCUCAGGAUUAGCGCACACUCAUAUUCUGCUUUUUAAAAAAAAAAUUCCUUCAGCUGUAAUCUCCUUUUUACUUUUCAGAGUUACAGAACUUUUUUUUUAAAAAAUGAACACUCUGAAGUUAUUAUUUUUAACUCAAAACACUCAGGUUCGGAUGCCUGAAAUGGAGCUGGCUUGGUUGUGAAUGCCAACUCUUAUGUUUCCCUGACCUUGGCAGCAGUGGAAACAUAACAUUUGAACAUUGAGAAUUGUACAGCAAUUUGGGAACUUGAAAACUAAAAAUAAGAUAAGCGAAACUAAAAGCAGAAAUGUGUGUUCGUUAACCAGUAGGAGGUCAGUUCUCUAGCCGGCGGUAGCUCAGUGCAGGAGUGUUUCGAUUCCAUUGAGCGCUGUCAGGGACAAUCCAGUGGUAUCGGGGGCGAUGCGCCAGCGAUUCGGUGCCGUAGUCAGGGGCUGCGGGCUUGUUUUGCUCCUCGGCAUUUGCCUCGGCCUAUCGAGCAAAGGGUCUGUACCCCCGCCGAGGCCCUGCCAUAGAUCCGAUGGGGCGAGCUGCGAGAAUCUAUGGCAGCUGAAGCAGCGGAUGGUACUGGGCUCGAACUACGAUCUGGUCCUGCCGCCGGCCGACGUGGACUCGGGCUCCCGAGCUGGCGACAGCCUAGCCUUGGGGCUCGGCUUGCGGCACGACUGGCAGCCGGAGCCCGGCAUGAGUGCGCCACACUUCACGGUCGACACGCUGGACGGGCCACUGACCUUCCCGCCGAGCCAGCAACACAGCCCGGCGUCGCUCAUCUUCCACGCCUUCACCAACAAAUCGGGUUUCCUGGAGUGCAUGUGGGCCUCCGAUUCGGCGCUCGCCCCCCUGGUCCACGCACUGCCCAACAACUGCCAUGUGGUCUUCAUGUCGUUCGACGACAACGCGCCGCGAGACGUCAGGUGGAUGAAGCAGCGAAUCGUCCAGGUGCUGGAGCGGAGAGUGAAGGACAUCGAGCGAAUUAAGGACUUGCUUUCUCGACUUCAUUUUGUACCAGUUCCUGUGUUUGCUCUGGGUAACUGGAUCCCUGCUGUCUUCUAUUCCUGGAGAUGUCAGGGGCUCAACUGUGGAUUCUCUCAAGUCGUUUUCACUUCAGCAGAAUUAAGUAUUGUUGGCAAACGACUGGAUGCAAGGUACGAUUGGAUAAUGAAAAGCUGGAAAUCAGUGCCAUAUACUCUCAGGGAUGGUGGAGAUGGUUGUGAUAUUACCCCUACAGUAAAAGGUGCUGUGGCUUUGGUGUCUGCUGAAGGGAACUGUUCAUACUUCACAAAGAUCAAAAAUAUGGAAAAUUCUGCAGCAUUCGGAGUACUGGUUUAUGUAAGUCUUGGGAAAGCACUUCAGGAUAUGAACUGUGAAGGAACUGAAUGCUUCACUGCCAUAAACAUACCAGCUUCGAUGAUACAUUUUCAGAAAGACGUGUUUGAUUCAUUAAGAAACCAUACAAAUGUGAAUGUGACCUUCCAGCACACUCCUUCACCUAAUUUUUUCUUUGGAAUUAACAUGGAAAGGAGGUUGUCAGAAAUGGGUUGGUUCCUCUAUCCAUCAUUUAAUUUUGUCGUCUGGCAAGCUGAAUGGUUCAGUUAUAUGAAAAAUUUGGAAACAAAGCUUCAGAGGCCAGCUUUUGUAAUAAACAUUUUCAAUGACACACUAAUGCAAGGUGACAAGGGAGCUGUUGCAAUUAUUGACCUUCCAAAAGAUCUAUCUUCAUUUAACCGUUUAGAACUUGAUGUUUCAUUGUCAUGUCCUGGAACAACAGAUGAAACCUGUGCUAUUUGGGAUCACAGAAUUGAACUUCAGGUGUGCUGUAAAGAGAACAGUUCAUACUGCGAUCUUGAACUUGGGAGAUGGAUCACACCAUUCCGCAGACGCAUUGGCCAUUGGUUAACAGAUGUCUCACCUCUUCUACCCCUAUUUAAUGGUGCAAAAUGCACGUUCACAAUGAAGACUGUGCCAUGGGCCAUGCCCUGGAAGCCAUCACUAAACCUUCGAUUCGGUAAAGAAAACCAAGUAUCGACAGGCUACAGUUCAGCACUGCACCCUUUUCAAUUACUGCGGCUCUUCAAUGGUGGCACUUUCAACAUUAAUUACAACAGGAAGUAUAAGCCUAUUAAAUUUACUGUGCCCCCCUCAACCAGGAAGGUUGAACUCUAUGCUGUGAUCACAGGUCAUGGAAGUGAUGAGAAUGGGUGUGGAGAGUUCUGUGUCACUUCGCAUCAUUUUGUUAUCAAUGCUGUUUUUAAUAAUUCAAGAACUUUUGACAAUGCUGGCACUUCUCUUGGUUGCGCUGACAAGGUUUCAGGAGGUGUGGUCCCGAAUGAACAUGGUACAUGGCUCUAUGGCAGAAACGGCUGGUGCGAUGGACAAGAUGUGGCACCAUGGAUAAGUGAUGUCACUAAGCAGGUAAACAUGAUUGGGUUAAACAGCAUCAUCUAUUUUGGCUGGUUUAAUGGCAAGGAUCCAAAUCCGAAACAGAACCCUGGAGAGAUUGUAAUGUAUUCCUACCUAGUAUUCUACAAGUAAAAUCACAUAUCAUUACUAACCAUGACUUGGUUAAUAUAAGCUGUGAAGGAGUUUGUCAUCCAACACUGGAUGUUCAUUGCUGAGCUAAUAAUCAGUUAUUAUUGCUAUCUCUAUUCAGUUGGCACGCCUGUUGAUGUUUCUGUGUUUAACCAUCAUUAUAACAAUGUUUUAGAAUGUCUGUCAUUCAAUCCAACUUCAAUGGGUACCGUACUUUCAUAACUUAAGUAGCUAUUUUCACCAAUGUGUUUUCAUGGACGAACAUUAAAAUAUAUAAAUCUGAAUCUUAUUCAAAGACCCACUUUUUCUGAAGUUAAUUUUUAUUCCUGGCUACAAUACAACUUUACCGCUUUGUAACAGUCAAAAUCUAUUUUACUCCAUGCUUUGUAUGACUGUAUUACUUUUUUAUAUAGUACUCUGAUGUUUCCUCAUUUUGUAAUCUUUCAUUUGUAAAUAGGAGUAAUAUCCACAUAUGUUACAAAGUACAAAAAUAGAAAGUAAAUUCUAUGUCACCAUAUACAACCCUGAGAUUUGUUUUUUAUUAUUGUGGGCUUAUGCAGUAAAUACAAGAAACACAAUAGAUUCACUGAAAGGCCACACCCAACAUGAUGUACAAAUGACCAAAGUGCAAAGAACAACAAUCUGUGCAACUACAAAGGAGAAAAUAAAUAAAUAAA
Messenger RNA from Mobula hypostoma (lesser devil ray), 4266 nucleotides. RefSeq lists its product as uncharacterized. The transcript is spliced from 12 exons. Bases 1463 to 3592 code for a protein of 709 amino acids. Gene Ontology annotation, molecular function: oxidoreductase activity, acting on paired donors, with incorporation or reduction of molecular oxygen, reduced ascorbate as one donor, and incorporation of one atom of oxygen. The record is from RefSeq and is a predicted model, not a curated record. NCBI's taxonomy places the organism in Eukaryota, Metazoa, Chordata, Chondrichthyes, Myliobatiformes, Myliobatidae.